UCAAAGCCUCCGAAGCGUUUUGUUGAUUGAUUGAAGUUUUUGUAAUUUUAACCUAUUAAAACAACAAUGUUUGAAGAAAAUUCGCGAAACCUUUGCCGAGCCUGUUUGACGGAAACGGGUGAAUUCCAAUCAAUAUUUGUGCCAGACGAAGAAACGGGGCUUUCAAUACAUCUUUCAGAAAUGAUAAUGGCUUUUGCUUCAGUCCAGGUAACACUUGGAGACGGUCUACCUGAAACGAUAUGUUCAACAUGCGCCAAAGAUACCGUAAAAUUGUAUUUAUAUAAAUUAAAGUGUGAAGAAUCGGAUAAAACGCUACGAAAUCAAUUAGGUAAAAGCCCCCCCAUAGAACCUUGUACAGCGGAAGAGAAACCUUGCGUAGAGGAUAACGAUAACGUGGACGUUUUUAACAUAGUGAUUAAGCCAGAAUUAAAUUCGGAAGAUUCGCAAAUUCAUCAGGAUGUGGAUGAUGACUAUGACGGUUUUAAUAUUCAAGAGAAAAGUGAUAGUGAUGUAGAAGCUACUGAGCUGAUUCCAAAUAACAGUGGAGAAUUUAAAUGCCCCCAUUGUCAUAAAAUAUUUAAUAAAGAAACCACAUUAAACCGUCAUGUUAAAACACACACAGCAAUUAAAGCAUAUAAGUGUAAUAUUUGUAACAAAUCCUUCUCUCGUAAUGAUUUGUUGUUACGACAUAAAAUAGCACAUGCAAUGAAAAUGGCAGAUCAGUCUUUUGAAUACGAUAAUAAUAGUGAUGAUGCAGAUCAGGAUGAUGAAGGUGAAACAGUGGUAGUCAAAACAGAAACUGCUUUAUAUCCUUGUGCAGAGUGCAACCUGAUAUUUGUAAAAAGGGAUGAAUUAGAUGCACAUGUACAGGAACAUAAAGGCAAAAGUGAUAUAAUUUGUAAAAUUUGUGGAAAAAAAUUUAGUAAACAGGCUCACCUCAAUAGGCAUAUGAAGAUACAUUCACAAAAUAAACCUUAUGUGUGUUCCACUUGUAAUAAAGGGUUUGUCAGAUCUGAACAACUUAACAACCAUAUGAACAUACAUUCUGGCAUUAAACCACAUGUUUGUGCUAUCUGUUUGAAAGGCUUCAACCAAAUAUCAAAUUUAAAGGACCAUAUGCGCACACACAAUGGAGAAAAGCCUUUCCUAUGUUCUACAUGUGGAAAGGGGUUCAACCAAUUAGGUAAUCUUCGCCAACACACCAUUAGACAUAGUGGCAUCAAAGCUCACCUCUGUAGUACAUGUGGAAAUGGUUUUGCAAGUAAAGGAGAACUAUCAGCUCAUCUUCGUAAACAUACAGGUGCUCGUCCAUUUGUGUGCCCCAUAUGCAAUCAUGGUUUUACAACUUCAAGUUCUUUAACAAAACAUAAACGAAUUCAUUCAGGAGAAAAACCAUAUGAGUGUGAUGUAUGUAAAAUGAAAUUUUCAAGGUCGGGGAUUUUAGCGAGACAUAAACGGACCCAUACAGGAGAAAAACCAUAUGUUUGCAAGUUUUGCACUAAGGCGUUUUCACAGUCAAAUGAUUUAACUUCACAUUUACGAAUUCAUACUGGUGAAAAACCUUACAUUUGUGACGUUUGUGGACAAGCAUUUAGACAAAGUUCAGCUUUAAAGACACAUAAGAAAACUCACAUUGACAGGAAUCCUAUACUGGAUACAAAGCCUCUCAUAGGGGUUUUGCAUGCGCCGUUUUAUAAUGUUAACAGUAUAAUGAAUGCCAAUUAAUUUUGUUUACACUUUAUUUAUUGUAAAUAUACGGAGUUUUACAUAAUAUAUUAGUUGUAAAUAUUAUCAAUGCCAGUGACAACAGCUGCAUUAUUGUUAUUUGUUUUAAAUAUAUUGCUCAAAAUAAAGUCCAAGGAGUACCUAAUUGAA
Messenger RNA from Zophobas morio, 1875 nucleotides. RefSeq names its product gastrula zinc finger protein XlCGF57.1-like. Gene Ontology annotation, molecular function: zinc ion binding. Gene Ontology annotation, cellular component: nucleus. The transcript has 4 exons. Bases 67 to 1725 code for a protein of 552 amino acids. Lineage: Eukaryota; Metazoa; Arthropoda; Insecta; Coleoptera; Tenebrionidae. The record is from RefSeq and is a predicted model, not a curated record.